Messenger RNA from Myzus persicae (green peach aphid), 817 nucleotides. RefSeq lists its product as uncharacterized. The transcript is spliced from 2 exons. NCBI's taxonomy places the organism in Eukaryota, Metazoa, Arthropoda, Insecta, Hemiptera, Aphididae. The coding region runs from base 304 to 708 and encodes 134 amino acids. The record is from RefSeq and is a predicted model, not a curated record.
UAAAGUGUCGGUUAGCGCUAACCGGAGGUUAUACUGACAUUUAACGGACAGUUGGUUCUUACAUACGUCGGUUAAGCAAAAAGCCUCCGGUUACCGGAUGUUUUACGGCCGGAUUUUUAACCGGCCGAAUUCGGCCGGUUAUCCUCCGGUUAUCAAAAAUCUGUCGGUUUGUAUUAUCAAUAAUACUCUUUAUCAUCAUUUGAUUUUUGAUUUUUGUUUAAAAUUCGACGUUAGACUGUUGGAGUUUUCACGUAGUAUAGUGUAUACAUUUUUGUUGUUUUUUGUUUGAAUUAACAAUUCAUUAUGAAUAGAGUUCUUCAUAACUACGGUUUAAUUGACCAAGAAAGUGAUUCUUCCGACUUUGAAAAUGAAAUGGUAGAAUUUAACGUUGCAAUUCGGAAAGAGAAAAUUUUUAGAGAACGCAAAAAUUACUUCGAGUUAUUAGACGAAGUAGAGUUUCAGAAACGAUUUCGUUUGAAGAAACAAACAGUAAAGAUGAUCCUGGAAGAAUUAAUUGAUCAUAUAAAAUAUCCCACCAACAGAAAUAAUGCCAUUUCUCCAAUGACGCAAUUGUUAUUAACAUUGAGGUUUUUUGCAACGGGGAAUUUUCUAAUUACAGCCGGUGACUUUAGUGGUGUUAGCGUUGCAGCUGCUGGACAAAUUGUAAAGCGAGUCAGUUAUGCAUUAGCUACAAAAAGUGAUAAGUAAAUAACUGUACCUAUAAUAAUUAAAUACCUAAUACAUUUUGUUGAUUUACUGCAUGUUACACGAUGAAUGUACAAUAUCGUUACUUAAUAUGAAAUACAGUGAGAUAUAU